This is a messenger RNA of Trichomonas vaginalis G3, 696 nucleotides long. RefSeq lists its product as uncharacterized. The record is from RefSeq and is a predicted model, not a curated record. NCBI's taxonomy places the organism in Eukaryota, Parabasalia, Trichomonadida, Trichomonadidae. Bases 1 to 696 code for a protein of 231 amino acids. The transcript has a single exon.
AUGUCAAGAGGAAAUCUUUAUCAAGCAAAGACAUAUGCAUACAAAGAGUUUAUCAGUACAUAUUUGCCAUACAUUGAUCGCGUUUUUGCAUGCGAUCUUUCAGAUUCACUUUUCCAAAGUGAUCCAUUCAAAAAUUUCAUGCAUCAAGAUGCAGUUUUUUGUUAUACCGAAAAUAUUACUUCCGCGCAAGAAGGGGAAACAGAUUUCUUUUCAAAUUAUUUAGGCGGCCAAUACUGGCUUCCAAAUACCACUCUUAUUGUUACUCCUGGCGUAUACAUGGGCAGUCCAAUAGAAAUUAUUAAGCUCAUGGAUUUAAUCCAAACUUUUUGGUCACUUACUCCUGAUACGCAUUAUAUGACCGACCAACCACCGACAACGAUGAUUUUCUACAAGAAAUUUUAUGCUGACCACAAUAUAAACUUCAAAACCUUUAAUUGGUGUGAAGGCUGUUCUUCUGUCAACGUGAACUUCAUUACGAACGCAACUUUCGGAAAUAUAUCGAUACUUGGAUGUACAAAACAUCCUUUCUACAUACACCACUACAAUUACAGACCAGAUAUUCUCAGAUCUUUUUAUUUCCAAUGUCCACCGAAGAAAUACUUAUCUAAUCAAGAUUAUCUGAUGGGGUUGUCCAAUGAUGAUCUUAAUGAUUUAUUUGAUGAAGUUAUGAAAAGGAAAAAAUCAAAAAAGAAAUAA